Messenger RNA from Colossoma macropomum (tambaqui), 2961 nucleotides. RefSeq names its product TRAF-interacting protein (gene traip). The coding region runs from base 144 to 1508 and encodes 454 amino acids. The record is from RefSeq and is a predicted model, not a curated record. Lineage: Eukaryota; Metazoa; Chordata; Actinopteri; Characiformes; Serrasalmidae. The transcript is spliced from 16 exons.
UUGAACUGAGCGCAGCGCGGAAACGACUCGGCCGAAAGAAAAGAAAAACAACAAAGUCGGACAGAAAUGGCGAAAUAGUUUGACUGAACGGCGUUUGAACGAUAAACUCAAGCAUAAACCAGAAAGCGUAGAUCUUGGCCACAAUGCCCAUUCGGGCUUACUGCACCAUCUGCUCGGAUUUCUUUGACCACUCAAAGGAUGUGGCUGCAAUUCACUGUGGCCACACUUUUCACUAUGUGUGUCUUCUUCAGUGGUUCCAGUCUGCUCCCACUAAAACCUGUCCACAAUGCAGGAAACAGGUCAGCACGAGGCACAUCAUCAAUAAGCUUUUCUUCGAUAUCGCACCGGAGGAAGAAGGAUCUGCAGCAGACCCAGAAAUCUUACAGAAUGAGUUGGACAGAAUGAAAGCGGCUUUUUGUGAAAAGGAGAGGGACUGGCGAGAGAAGCAGAAAGCGGCUGAGAGUCUGAAGGAGACAAUCGAGAAACAGAGAGCUGAUCUGGAGAGAGUGAGGAGAGAAGUCGGAGAGAAAGAGAUGCUCUGCACUGCCCUUCGAAAGCAGAUGCAGUAUCUGGAGAGCCAUCAGAGGGAGAGCGAAGCGGCUAAAGAGGAAGCCAAACGACUCAAAGUCAAAAUGAAAACCUACGAGAGUCUGAAUGUGGUGCUGCAGGGUCAGCGGGCGGAGGUGGAGGCCAUGAUUUCGGAUAUGGGUGUUGGUCAAUCUGCCGUGGAACAGCUCUCCAUUUAUUGCGUCUCCCUGAAGAAAGAAUAUGACAGCCUCAAAAGCAGCCUCAGGUCAUCCAAUGAAAUGUGUGAGAAGCUGAAAAGGGAAGUGUUCUCCUCCAAUAAUAAGUUGCAGAAAGCCACAUUAGAGAUGAACAGAACGAAGGAGGACAUGAAGGCUCUUCAGAACGAUCUCACCAAUGCAGACAAAGAGAUCACGAGCCUGAAGAAGAAAGUGGAGAUUCUGCAGAAGACACUAAGCACACCCACCCGCACCAACGAGGCCAUCAGCCGACUGGUGUUCGAGAGUCCUGCUCCUGUAGAGUUGAAGCCCCCCCGCCUGCACCAGCCUACCGACGGUCAGGACAUCGACCUCAACAUGACCUUUGACAUCAGCACACCUGAGCAGAUGGAGAAAAAGCCCAUUCCUGUCCCCUCCAAGAAGAUGCGUCUGGAUCCGGCAGCAUCUUCAUCCAAACAGAGUGAAAACGUGUUGGGGAAUAAGAACUGUAAUAGCAAAGAGGAGGAGGAUUCCAUGGAGCCCUUUUUCCGCAACUCUCUAAUCUUCAGGAAGAAGAUGUUUGGCAGCAUGCUGGACCCCCACAGCAAACCGGGAUCUGUAAGGACCGGCUACGAUGGCUUCGGAGGACGGACCAAAUUCAUCCAGCCUUCUCCACUGGCUGAGAUCAGACCCCUCGUCAUGAAGGCCAAGCGGAAGAAGGUGUCCAGGCCAGCUCCGAGCAAGCUGACCCCCAGCCUGACCACACUGGACAGUUUUUUAGAGUGACCACUCCACCCUCAGACUGUUCUGUGCCCUUCUUGACACCAGCUGGUUAAACUGGUGGAAACUUCAACCAGAAUCGUGUUUGAGCUGCGAUUAGAGCUGCAUGUUGGUUAGAGCUGCACGAUAUGUAUCAGUAUUGUGAUUAUAUUGCUACAUAUUGCAGUUAUCAACUCAUUGGAGAGUCAUUAAUGUGACGCAGUCAAAGAUUGGCAUUAUUUUGACCCACAUAAGUGACUUUUGUUGGAUUGCAUGAACACCUUGAUUCCUUCAACCACUGUGAGGGUGAUUGUGAGGGCUCAUUUGCAUAUCACAGCCUUCUGCAUUAUCUAAUGCAGUACUAAGACCAGCAUUGCGAUAACUAUUAACGAGCGAUAUCUUGUGCAGCCCUAUUGCAUGUUCAGUAUGAAUUGGGUUCCUUUUUUGGAACAGCGCUUCCUCUGAAGGACCAGACGGCCGAGAACCACAACAGUUUUCCCGCGGAUGUGGAAGCGAGCUGCUAUUGGGGUUUAUGGUGGUUAAAGGAAUGUUCCAGCAUUUUCAACCAAAUCUUUGUCUGCUGCUUCUGCUGUAUGUGGUCGUUUACCAAACACAACAGUUUGGCGAUUAGUUUAUUCUUUUUUAGCAAUUUGCUUCUCUUAUGUUUAAUUUUACUCCAGUAUGUUAAGUUCAGGAAGUAAACCGUAAUUGUUACGGAAGUCCGGAGAGGCCAUGAGGUAGUUAUAAUUUUCUGGAUUGUUAUCUUGAGAUCACAAGUUAAUUAUCUUGUGAUCUCAAGAUAACAAGUUCUCUUGAGACAAGUUAAUUAUAUUGUGAUCUCAGCAUAAAGUUGUUAUCUUGAUCACAAGAUAAUUAACUCUAACUUGAAAUCACAAGAUGGUUAACUCCUUAAUGAGUUAGUUAUCUUGUGAUUUCAAGAUAAUAACGAGAUAAUUAACUCAUUAUCUUGAGAUCACAGGAUGGAGGACGUGUUCACUUGUUUUCGCUUAGAAAAUCAAAACGUCGUUUCACCAGGGGUGCCAAAACUUUAGUAUGUUUUCAGUUUACAGGUUUUCUGUUCAGUGAUUGGAGGGAAAACAUUGUCCAUUGUAAUCGACUGUGUGCUGUAUAUGUGGCCGAUAGGGAUUCGGUUGAGCACUGCUGGAGUCGUUUUCGUUGUGUUUCAGUCGCUUAACAUCCACGCUGCACCUUUUGUUGAGCAUCCGUUGAUGUCGUUAUGACGACACCUUGACCCAGAGCACUGAGGAACAUUUGACCGCUGAGAUUUCUCAGAUUACUACAUUUCCAUUCAGUGAAAUCGUGUUGGAGAUCCACCUCGAUGUCUGUGACUGUAUAGAUUCUUUAUUUUUAAAAUCAUACACAGACAGCCUAUUUAUUUUUGUCUUUUUUGUAUAAAAGUGCAGAAUUUGGUUGUUUUAUAUGUGUAUUUUGGUUUCUGUGUGUACUCCGUGUGUCUUAU